Messenger RNA from Panicum virgatum (switchgrass), 2079 nucleotides. RefSeq lists its product as uncharacterized. NCBI's taxonomy places the organism in Eukaryota, Viridiplantae, Streptophyta, Magnoliopsida, Poales, Poaceae. The record is from RefSeq and is a predicted model, not a curated record. Bases 357 to 1922 code for a protein of 521 amino acids. The transcript has 2 exons.
GUCUUUCGCUUUCUUUCUUGUUUCUUACUUUCUUAUCUUUUGUGCUCCUCGGUUGGAGGUUUGGAGUCUAAGUACUCAUGUAAACUUCUAUCUUUGUGGUCAGAUUUGUUUCUUUACGGUCAUAAACAUUCACAUUUGAAUGUUCAAGGCCGGAAUUUUCCCUUAAUCUAAAAAAAUGCCAAAGUGCUCCUCACCCUCUUUAUUUUCUAUUGAACUCGUCUAACGUGGCCACCACUUUCUUCUCUAUAAGUUCUCAUCUUCCCUUGCAGUAAGUAGGUUUACUCUCUAGACACUGGAUAGGUGUCUACCUCCUUCAUAACAUUCAAUUGAAGGGAAGGAAUACUUCUUGAACUCUAAUGGCACGGGUACUCAGGUCUGCAGUUGCCCAGGAGACAGUUAGCCAAAUCCUAUCAGGUCUUGUUCAAAAUUAUGAGGAAAAAGAGGAAUCAAAUGCCAACAUAAACUUGGAGAGGCUAGAGAUGGCUCACAUCAGGCUCGAGGCUGCUCUUGAGACAUCAGAAAAGUGGCAGAUUACUAAUAGAUCCUUGUUGCGUUGGCGCAGGACGCUGAAGCGUGCUGCUCAAGAGUGUGAUGACACACUGCACAAAUACAAGCAUAGAGUCCUGGAAAAGGAACAGAUGGAACAGGAGGUGAGGAAUUCCUCCAUUCCUAACCGGAUUGUGCAUGCUACCAAGUCGUUUGCUCUCUCUAUAUUUAACCACGACAACGGAAUGUUGAGCAGAUCCAUUGUUCAAAGAUUUGAGUGGUUUGCAGAUGGUGCUUCUGAGUUUCUGAGAUUCAUAGAGCUUGGCGGAACACCACAUCGUCAGGUGACCUUCCACUCCCUUGUCAAGCACCUUUUUGCAGGCAAGGAACUACAUCAUAAAAUUGCCCACGGAAAGGAGUAUCCAUCUUUUCUAUUAUGGUUGGUGCCGUUCAGGACUGCAGAGCAUGGAAUAGAGGUUAGCCUGAUAUUUAUACACAAAGAUAGUAAUGCACCAGAGGGCAACUUCUUCUUGGGUAUAAUGCUACAGCUUUCAGAGAGUUCCGAUAUAGUUGGGAUGGCAAUUAGGUGCUUGCAGUUGUUUCCUCUUCAUUUCAAGUCUACAGUUGAAAUUAUUAGGAAAGAACUUACUCAUCUACCCACACAGGACUUCUUAUGGGUACCAUAUGUUGAUUCAUGGCAUAGAAAACACUGGGACAAUCUUCAUAGGUUUAGCACUCAAUGGUUUCGCUCAGACCCACUAUGUUGCAAGAAGCAUGAUUGGCAUGAGCUUCAACAUAUUAGCAGCCAAGACAUGGCAAGAUUAUCAGAUGUUUCUCUAGAGCCAGUAAUUGUUGUGAAUCUGCAGUGCCAAGUUUCACAGUCCAAGUACAGCAAACAGAAUACCUCGCUGUCUGCAAACAGUAUUCUUCUGCAAGAUUCACCAUUUUUGAAAGCUGGAAUUGUCUUUAUGCCCCAUGGAUCUUCAGAAGACAUGCUGCAUGUGAAUAAAACUUCUUCAAUGGUGGCUCUAGUUGGCGGGAAGCAAAAUUGCUUGCAUACAGACAUUACUUUGGAACAAGUAGAGGAGAUCAUACUUCCAAAGGCAAUGGAUUACUUCUGCCAAAAUCCUGAAGCGGCAAUGUACCAAAUGAUUUGGAAGUCUAAACAUGGCUCUGCACUCAUGCAGGUUGAGAAGGCAAGAAUGGGAACGCGUAGAACAAACAUGAGAACACGGAGAACUUUUAGGGGAGCUAGAAAAACUAAGGUGUCUCAAGGACAGGAUCAGGAGCUUCGGAGUCAGACACGUAUGGUCUCACACUUGCUGGACUUAUGGGGGGCACAUGUGCCAGUCCGGCUGCAAAGUUUGCUUAUGAACUGGAUGCAGAAAGAAAAGGAAGGGCACUUAGCAGCGCCAAAGCAGCUCCUGAAAUUCUAACUUAGAUUGACAGGUGAAACAGGGAGUAAUAGAAGAAUAUAAUUGGAAUGUUCUAUGGCGCUUAAUGUGUGUUUCAUAUGGUGCUGUUGUGUUUCUCAUAUGCCGGGUAUUACAUGGUUUUGCUUUCUUUUAAAUAAUAGAAUAAAACAAUUUUACA